Messenger RNA from Raphanus sativus (radish), 836 nucleotides. Its product is annotated as outer envelope pore protein 21B, chloroplastic. The coding region runs from base 110 to 613 and encodes 167 amino acids. Gene Ontology annotation, biological process: regulation of monoatomic anion transport. Gene Ontology annotation, molecular function: voltage-gated monoatomic anion channel activity. The record is from RefSeq and is a predicted model, not a curated record. The transcript is spliced from 5 exons. Lineage: Eukaryota; Viridiplantae; Streptophyta; Magnoliopsida; Brassicales; Brassicaceae.
AAACUAGGUGAGGUUUUGGUUUGGUGUUUUAGCUCUGCUUCCUUCUGUGUUUUGGUGUGUUUUUUUUCUUGGGCGAUUUUUUCGAGAAAAAUCUUUGGUGGAGGGGAAGAUGGAGACGUCUCUGAGGUAUACGUGCAAUUCAAAGUCUUUGAAAAUCCAUGCGAAAGAGAAGCUCCAUGUGAACUCGAAAACCCAUUUGCAGCUUCAUGGAGAGCUAGAUACUGGAACUGGGGCUCCUAGCUACUUCUGUGCGAUGAUAAGACACUUAUUCCCCGAGGCUUCAACAGGGCUGGGAGUUGGAUUCCAUUAUGAUAAGCGCCAAAAGCUUCGGUGCCAUGUGCGCGGGAAAAAAGAGUUUCCCGUGAGAGAUGAUAAGACUGUCACCUUCAAUGUCAAAGGCCGGUGUGAUUUUGAUCAAGACUUCAAUCAGAGGAACCCUAUAGGAGCUGCAGAAUUUGCCUGGAACAUAAUGAAUUUUAAGGAAGAUCAGGAUGUGAGGAUCAAAGUUGGCUACGAAAUGUUUGAUAAGGUUCCUUAUAUGCAGAUUAGAGAAAACAAUUGGACUCUUAACGCCAACAUGAAGGGGAAAUGGAACUUGAGGUUUGACCUGUAAGGCUGUAACUGCAUUUAAUAUUUCGUCUGAGAAGUGUAUUAGUACUACUUACGGGAUAAGAGAGCACACUUUCAUUCAACCCGUUUAGUCAAAUUCAGAGAUCUUCCAAAUCAUCUCCUUUACUAUUGCAAGCAUGAGUGAACUUAAACACACAAAUGUUGCCAAGAUUAUGUAGGCAAAUGUGACUGUUCUAAUAUCUUAGAACUAUAGGUAUGUUUAUGUA